Messenger RNA from Capsicum annuum, 801 nucleotides. RefSeq names its product kiwellin-like. Lineage: Eukaryota; Viridiplantae; Streptophyta; Magnoliopsida; Solanales; Solanaceae. The coding region runs from base 31 to 582 and encodes 183 amino acids. The transcript has a single exon. The record is from RefSeq and is a predicted model, not a curated record.
UCUCGAUAAAUUCUUACAAAUAUAGCCACUAUGUCAAAUCUAGCCUUAAUUUUUUCUCUUUUCAUAAUUUGCACAACUUUCAUAGCUUCAUCUAACGCCAUUUCGCAAUGCAACGGCCCAUGCAAAUCAUUGAACGAUUGCGACGGUCAAUUAAUUUGCAUAAGAGGAAAAUGCAACGAUGAUCCUGACGUUGGAACCAGUAUUUGCGGAGGAGGAACCUUUCCUUCUGUUCCUCCUUCUCCUCCGUCUACUGGCUCAACGCCAGGUAUCCUUACCCUCAACGACUUCAGUGAAGGCGGAGAUGGGGGUGGUCCGUCAGAAUGUGACGAACAAUAUCAUGACAACAAAGAACGAGUAGUCGCGUUGACUACUCGAUGGUAUGCUGGCGGUUCAAUGUGUGGUAAACUGAUACGCAUUCGCCCGAAUAAUAAUGGAAAAAGCGUAACGGCUAAGGUCGUCGAUGAAUGUGACACUAAAGAUGGUUGUAAAAAUAAUGUUGUUGAUGGUUCAAUUGCUAUAUGGAAAGCUUUAGGGUUGGAUACAGAUUUAGGUAGAGUUCCUAUUACAUGGUCCAUGGCAUAGGAUCGACGGAUAAAUUCUGUAGCUAAAUAAUUACGUAUUAAUUAUCGAUGAUUAAUACGAUAAAAUUGUUACGUGGUCCAUGGCCUAGGAGAUACUAAUAUUGUUAACCCUAAGUUGUUUAAUUACUUUAUUUAAUGUGUUUGGUUGUCAUACUAAAGUUUGAAUAAUGUUUGUAUCAUCUUAUCUACUAUAAUAUGUAAUAAGAUGGACAUUGGAGUA